CCCUCCGGCCACCAGGGGGCGCCGUAGUAGCGGCGGCGGUUCCUCGCCCGGAACGCGUCGCUCGGGCCCCGCGGCGACCCGGACCCAGCGGCGGGGGGGACCGGCGGCGGCAGGCGUCAACAGAAGGAGAAGGAAAUGAGCCGACAUGUCUGAGGGCAGCAAGGGGAGCUCGCUGGCCUUUGGCCAGGUGGUGAUCGGGCCUCCGGGCUCCGGGAAGACGACCUACUGUCACGGCAUGCAGGAGUUCAUGGGCAGGAUCGGGCGCAAGGUGACGGUGGUGAACCUGGACCCCGCCAACGAGGCGAUGCCCUACCAGUGUGCCGUGGACAUCGCCGAGCUCAUCACCCUGCCUGAUGUAAUGGAGAACUUGAAGCUGGGGCCCAACGGGGGGUUGAUCUACUGCAUGGAGUACCUGGAGGCCAACUUCGACUGGCUGCAGGAGAAGCUGGCUGCGUUCAGGGGUCACUACUACUUGUUUGACUGCCCAGGGCAGGUAGAGCUCUACACCCACCACGACGCCCUGAAGAACGUCUUCGCGCAGUUGGCCAAGUGGAAUUUCAGGCUGGCUGCAGUGCAUUUGGUGGAUUCUCACUACUGCACGGACCCUGGCAAGUUUAUCUCUGUUCUCUGCACCUCGCUCUCCACCAUGCUGCACGUGGAACUGCCCCAUGUCAACGUCCUCUCCAAGAUGGACCUGAUCGAGCAAUACGGCAAGCUGGGUAAGAGCCUUUGUGAGAGAGACACGUGGAAUUGGGCUGCAUCAGGUGUAAAUUACCUGUUCGGAGCUUCUUGGUGUUCCCCUGCAGCUUUCAACCUGGAUUAUUACACAGAGGUCCUGGAUCUCUCUUACUUGGUUGACCAUUUAGCUUCUGACCCCUUCUUCAGAAAUUACCGCCGCCUCAAUGAGAAGCUGGUGGAGGUGAUCGAGGACUACAGCCUGGUGUCCUUCGUUCCGCUCAACGUCCAGGAUAAGGAGAGCAUGCGGCAGGUGAUGCAGGCAGUGGACAAAGCCAACGGCUAUUCCUUCGGAGACCAGGAGCACAGGAGCCUGGAAGCUCUGAUGUCGGCAGCAGUGGGAGCCGAUUUCCACUUUGCUUCCACGCUUGCAGUGCAGGAGAGGUAUGUGCAAUCUCAGGACAAAGCAGUGGAAGAAGAAGUGAUGGAUCUGUAACACACCCACCUCUUCCACAGCUGCUCUCGGUUUUGACACCUCUCCUUUUCCUACCAGGAGCUUAAGGGAUCUCCGCGUUGUGUGACUCAGACCGAGUGAAAGCCUGUCUCGGCAGAGGUCUGGCUGCUGGACUCCCUCUCUGUAAGGGUUUGACCUCUUGUGCUUCAGCCCCGCUGCACAGAGCAGUGUUUUUGCAGAAGGGCAAUGGCUGAGUGACCAGCAAGCCGGGUCUUCCCUUAGAAACAAGAGAGAUUUAGCCAGGUGAAGGCAGGGUUAGCAAGAGAAGAGAAGCAAGAUAAAGGAGACUGACCUUUUCCAAGUCUCCUCCCCAUCAUGACCAAGGUAGAUCCAGAGAAAGAAAAAUCAGUUUGACUGUCUCCUCUGCAGUGAGACUUAAGACAAAAGUUCUGGGUUUACCACACAGGAGGAGCACGCAUGGGCCUCGUGCUCAGAGGAGUACCCAGGCUGAGAAGCCUCCAGUCUGUCUCAAGGAAGACAGCAAGAUGGUUGGUUUUCUUUUUUUUUUUUUUUAAAUAAUGAUGGACUCUUUCUUAAUAAAACGCUCCUUCGUCUCGCUUUCA
This is a messenger RNA of Aquila chrysaetos chrysaetos, 1752 nucleotides long. RefSeq names its product GPN-loop GTPase 2 (gene GPN2). The coding region runs from base 146 to 1171 and encodes 341 amino acids. Lineage: Eukaryota; Metazoa; Chordata; Aves; Accipitriformes; Accipitridae. Gene Ontology annotation, cellular component: cytoplasm. The transcript is spliced from 6 exons. The record is from RefSeq and is a predicted model, not a curated record. Gene Ontology annotation, molecular function: GTPase activity.